GUCGAGUGUCAAUUCUCCCUCGAUCUCGUCAAUUUCGCCACGUCGUCUCAAGCUGUCUUCAGCUUUCAACGCGGCGCGAAUCAAACAAAAUCGCAGAACAGGUCAAUAUCUAAUCGACAUUUGCUCCCCCGGACGCAGCAGCAGCGACUUGACGACGUCCCCUCGGGCAUGAAGUCGCACGAGCUGUGGGAGCGAAGCAUCGCCUUCAUCGAGCAGGAAUUGCUGCCGGAGAUGGUGCACGAUCGUUGCUUCUGCGAGCCGAGUUCCAGGGAGUUUGUCGAAUUCGACUCGGCCACGAUCCGGCUCGACGAGCUGAGCCGAAGCAGCGAGAUCUACCGCGUCAACAUCGUGGUCAGAUUCUCCGGGGAGCCAAGCAGUUUCCCUCUGCUUGUGAAGCUGCUGCCCGAGGAGGGGGCCGAGCACAAGUCACCGACAGCGUUCGACGCCUACCAAAACGAGGAGAUGUUCUACUCGAAGAUGACGCGGAGCUACGGCACUGAUUUGGUCCCGAAGUGCUACCUGUCGGACCUCGGCCGCUACGGCAGGCCGGUGAUCGUUCUCGAGGACCUGGAGGAGGCCGGUUACGCGCAGGUGGACGGCGAGUUGGACGAGGAUCACUUGAAACUGUGCGUGCAAGUCCUCGCCAAGUUUCACGCCAGGGGGUUGCGACUGAGGGCGACCGAACCGCAGAUCUUCCGAGAAUUCGAGGCGAAACUGCUGGAGAUCUCGCUCACCGACCAGGCCAUGUCACAUUACGAGAAACGAUCGACCAGAAUGCUGGACAUCCUGGAAUCGAUGCCGAACUCGGGCUUCGCGGAGAGGAUAAAACAGAGAUUAAACAAGAGACCGAUGGAAAUAGUGAAAGGCAUCGCGACGGAGGUGAACGACGUUUCAACAAUAUGCCACGGUCAUUUUUCACACGAUAAUCUGCUGUUCAAAUACCAGAACGGGAAACCGAUCGACGCGAAGGUGAUCGACUGGCAAACAAUGAGAUAUUGUUCGCCGGCUGUCGAUCUCGGGCCUAUUCUACUGUAUAACGUGACGCAUGAAAACGGGCCGUCGGAGGUGCAGAAAAUUUUGACGUUGUACAUCGACACCGUCCGAUCUGAAUAUCCAGAGAUAGACGGCGAACGUCUGAGGGAAGACAUUGUCGGCAAGUUCCUGUUCGCCUGCGUCGUUUUAUCCUUUCUCGAUCACAUCACCGACGACGAACUUACUCGAGUUCUGCUGUUGUUGGAACAGUUGGACGAUUUCGAU
Messenger RNA from Heterotrigona itama, 1257 nucleotides. The record is from the annotation of a GenBank genome assembly. NCBI's taxonomy places the organism in Eukaryota, Metazoa, Arthropoda, Insecta, Hymenoptera, Apidae.